Molecule: messenger RNA, 4259 nt
Organism: Nematostella vectensis (starlet sea anemone)
Lineage: Eukaryota; Metazoa; Cnidaria; Anthozoa; Actiniaria; Edwardsiidae
Exons: 16
Coding region: 646-3963 (1105 amino acids)
Source: RefSeq, a predicted model, not a curated record
AAAGCGAAAGAGGAAACCGGUUCGAUUUUUAUUUUCUACCGAUCCAGCCACGGGACUCAGAAAUAACAAAGGGACGUAUAAAGGUCAGAAAAAAUCUAAAGAAAAGAGGCUGAACCCCGAGUUUGACGUCUCUGGCGAAGAAUCUAUUCUCCAUGGCUGCAAGCACUCAAACAAUCCUUGAAUGGCACCAAUACGUGCAUGCUCUGAAGCACUUAAAGCUGGCAGGGUCAGUGGACUCAACAUGAUCGCGUAAAUGAAUUGACGAUUAUGAUCAAAUAGCAAAUGCGCUUGAAUUGACUCUUAACAUCAAGCCGGUCAUGUGCGCAGAAAUGUAAUUCGGUAAGUGUCUGCGCAUGCAUGAGUAACGAGCUAGCAAAAUGGCGGAUGCCUCCUAUUACCUCAGAGCAGUUUUGUCCCAAGGAGCUGGGAGCUCCUCAGUUCCAUUCCUCAGUUUCAAAGUUGGACACCCCAAUCAAUUUGAAAGUUGAAUUUGCCAUUUUAAUUAUUCUUUUUCGAUUCCCUGAUGUAAUCACUUGCAUAAGGGACUGACACAGCAACAUGAUUUUAUCAAAUGUGACAUUGUUAUCAGUAUGUGUCAAUGGUGCUAAAAAUCUACUGUAACAUUUAUAAGCUUACUUUAUAUUUAUGAUAAAUCAAUAUAAUCUUACAGAGACUGAAGAGACAGCAGAACACUGCAUUCCAAAUGAUGGAGAAAAUGCAGAUUUGUCAGAUGAUUUUACGGAUAUUUUAAGCCGAGCAAGAGAACUGCUGAGAAACUGGGAGGGACAGAGCAGGCACAGGCCUUCCUGGAGCGAAAGAUCCAUCACACUACAAGAAAGCUGGGAAUCUCUGCGUUCUCAGCUAUUCAAUGCUAAACUAGAGUCGUUUGCAGUAAUGCCCAGCCAAACAUGCAUGCUUUGUAUUAAUAAAAUGCCAAGUAUACAGUGCUCAGACUGUGGACCAAGAACUGCUUUGUGUUCUGAGUGUGAUAUAUCUGUACAUAAAAGCAGUCCAUUCCAUGACAGACAGGCACUGGUGAAGGGCCAUUAUGUUCCAAUAGUGCCCUGCUUAUCAUGGUGUACUACCUCAGAGACCUGGAAAAAUGAGAGUAAAAGUAUCCCUACUAAAGAUGAGGUCUAUUGCCCUGAGUGCAACCACAAAUGCUGCAUAGCUGGAUUCCUUGAAUCACAUAUAUUUGUUGUGACUAUGAAAGGGCGGUUUGAUCUGAAUAACCUGAGAUACGUUUGUACCAGUUGUGAUAAGACAAGGGGGGGUAACCACCCCAUUAUUCUUGUGCAGCUCGGCUUCUGGCCAGGGAGCAUAACCGGUGCAUGUUACGCCUUUGAUGAUAGCCUCUUUGUCUACUGGGACAUGCUGCAGAAGCAGGUGCCAGGCAUCUCAGAAAGGGCCUUUCUCAAAUCUCUUGAGGAGUUCUCCAAGUGUAGAGGGCGAGUUGGCACAGUCAAUCCACAGACAUUCCGGACAGCAUUUCGUGAAUGGAAAUAUUGCCAGUUUGAGAUAGAUAAAAUCCGCCAACUUGACUGGAUGACCUGCCCAGCCUGUGACGACCUGCCACAUUCCAUGCACGUUGAUGGUAACAUGAAGCUUUACCGGUUCGCAUCUGCAGGAAAACGUAAAGCAGACAGUUACUACGGUGAAGCCUUCAUUGCCAAUAACGUAAAGGUCGAUGCACACUUGCAAAAUGUGUACCAGUGCCCCACGAAGAAGAGUGACAGUUCUAAUGGCAUGUGUGGCGAAAGCAACUGGCGUGCUGCAGGGAAUGUGGCAAAGAAGAGGAAAAACCUUUCUGAAACAGGUCUCGAAAUCGCCGGAUGUAGACAUGCCCUUGCCCAUAAUGCAGUGAACAUGUUUCACGGGGAGAUUUAUGGGUACGCGCACUAUCUCCAGACAACAUACUUUCUGCCAAAGGAAGUCGAAUUUUUUUGGUAUGACGUAGUUUGUCAGUACUGGCCCUGGCUGCGGAUGCAUGAUCCAGACACAGCGUCAAAAAUGAAGCCCGCCUUAUCAGUGAUGCACGCCAAGGCACAUUCCUGGAACUGUCAGCCGCAGUGGGGAGGGCGAUGGCAGGAGGGUGCUGCCGCAACAACAGGCGAAGAGGUCGAACUGAUAAACAGCCACUUUUCUCGACUUGGGUCGUCCACUAAACAUAUGCUUCCAGAGGGUCGGGAAGAGCUCCUUACAGAGCAUGCACAAAAGUGGAAUCAGAGGAAGAUAGAAUCCCUCCCACGUUCAUUGGCUCAGCGUUACAGCAAGGCAGAGAAACGUAUAGAAGGUCUGACUCAAGAGAUAAGCGAGAAGCUUGCGGGCGUAGAUGCUUCCUUUGAAGAGUGGAAGGCCGAAGUGAUUGCAGUUGCACGAGCUGAAGAGAAGUCUGCCUCUACUAUUUACAAGACCUCUCCUGAAGAGGACAUGCUCCUGGGCCACAUCCAAAGUCUUGGUGAACGUGCGUCACCAACUCACAGACAGCUGUUGAAAGUGUUCGACAUUGCUAGCAAGAGAAAGAAGGAGCUGGUAGCCCCAUGUUCGCUGUCAUUCGAUGUUGAUGGCACCGAAACCCGGCUCAAGGGCAAAACUCUUGCCUAUCUCAAACAGAGGAUAGUUGCUGCCCACUACGCUAUCUCCCAGGCGGCCUACAACAUGUCGAAGAUGACAGAUAGUGGCAAGCAAAGAAGUAAACUGCGCAAAAAAAUAUCGCAAACAAAAACAGAGGCAGCUGUCCUGGUAGAUGCUUGGGAGAAGCUUGACGGCAGGAAGAUAUCCAUGAGCCAAAUGGAGGUCGGCCAAUUUCCGUGGUGCGAUAGGCAUGAGGAUGAUUCAGCAAUUCCAGUGCGUACCAAGCGUCUUCUGGUAGACUUAGAGAUGGAGAGGCGGCGGUAUACCGAGGAAAGACAGGUGGUGAAAAGGGAGAUGCGCUCCUUUUUGCUUUACUACUGCAGAAACUUGUUACCGUCGUUGGAGCUGCAAAAAGAAAAACUUGAAGACUUUCUUGCAGGUGACACAGGCAACCAGGUUUUGCCGAUAGAUAUCACAACUGAGCCCCCACAACAGAGACGACGUUACGAAUCCAACUCCCUCAGAGAGGGUGUCCUCAGGGGAAAGCUGGCCCUGGUUCAACAAGGGAUCGAAUUUGCGAUGCGGCAAAUUUCGUCAGGCUUUUCUUCCUUUGCCCCUGUACUAAAUGAAGACUUGGAGGAGUUCCGUGACACUCUGCAGACGCCUGAUGAAGAAGAAAACGAGGAGGAAGAAGAUGACGAAGAGGAGUCUGAUGAGAGUAGCGAUGACGAAGGAGACGACGCAAUUCCGUCUACAGCCAUACAGUCUAAAGACUUAGGCCAAGGCGUCCACGCCUGGUGUUUCCCUGAAACAAUAAGUCAAGGAACAUUCAACGGUAGAAACGGAAGCAGUGCAUGCAGCGUAAUUGCCUUGGUAAUUGGCCAUAUUUUCUGGGGCAAAUCUCUUUUGCUCCCGCGUCCGUCCGCUUUGCUCCCAGAAAGUAACGUUGCUGCAAUGUGCGUAGGUAUCGAGCAGGGAAACAGGAUUUAUGACCUGCAAAGGAGCAGCCUUCCCACGCGGUACCUCUCCAUAGAGGAAGCCGCAGGCUAUCUCGCACCAUGGUUUGACUGCUCCAUUCGUGAGACCUUACCCGUCCGCCUAGAAGAUCCGCACGAGGAAACAACAAUCGUAUAUCAGUUACAAAAUGCCGUUCCUCCUGUGGGGUCUUUCAAUCUAGCUUGCCUUACGAUAAGUUGUAGGUCUGCACUUUUCGUGAUCAGCGGCACUCAAAUUGCUUACUUUGAUAGUCACUCGCAUAUGGCUAAUCACGGCGCGCUAGUACUGUUAUGUGCAACAGAAAACAUGCGUACGUUUUGCGAGGCGUUAUGGCGUUACGAGGGCUUUAACAAAUCCACAUAUGGUAACUUAUCUAUGGUAGAAUUCCAUUAAAUUUGUAGCCGGGGUCACCUGCUGAAUAGACAAAUUGUUAGUCGUCCCUAACUUUUACUCGCUAACAUAUGCGCACACGCAAAUCUUCAGAGGAACAUAGGGAUGUGUGUCCUAUCGCGAUACAGAACGAGGACUCUUUACUUCGGGAUAUCAUUUCUGUCCCAACGCAACGUUAGGUAAAAGUGAUUGUAUAGGCAUGUAACUGUAACUGUAAAGUAGCACAUUUAUAUUAAUCCGGCGAGGCUGGGAUUAUCAAACAGAGAGAACUUAUAAUUAAAAGUAGUGAACAAAUCAAA